UUUCUUUUCAUAUUACCUAUAUCUCCAUUGCUAUACUGUCUUCAACUUUCUAAACCCUCUACUUAUUUUCCUUUUUGAUUUACUAUUCACUAUGGCCACUGAGCUUCCUGAUUUUUUUAUUUACUACCCUACCUUCCAUAUCCUUAUUUGUAAGGAAUGCCAUACUGCUCUUCCUAAGAAUAAGGCUGUGGAACACCUUAGGAAAGACCAUUUGAUGACUCAACAUCAAGUUAUUAACCUUGGCUAUCAGGCUAUCAUUGAGAGGCUUGAUAUCUUCCCUCUUACUAGGUCUCUUCACCAAAUUCAGAAUGACCAGCCAAUUGCUCCCAUUAAGGGAUUGAGCUCUUUUCAAGCUAGGGAAUGUAGUGCUUGUGGUGAGCUCUUUCAAUCCAUGGACAAAGCUAAUCGCCAUAUUACCAAGGCCCAUCAGCACCAGAGAGGUCAUGCUCAGUAUCCUACCAUUAUAGAUACUCUGGCCCAGGCAUUGCAGCCAAAUCGUUACUUUUUCAAAGUGCGGCUUCCAUCUCACCCUCUAGGGGACCAUGCUCCUACUAGGGCAGGCACCUCUAGUCCUUCACCAACCCCUGGCCCAUCUCAGCCACACUAUGCCCACCACGCUAGGGUGGUUGAGUCUAGUGACUCUGACAUUGAGAUGGUCUCUGCCAGGGAUGUCAAUACCUCUCUGAGAGCCCCUUCUGCCUUUGGACCCUCUGCCAGUCUUCCUACCAGGCCUGGUUCUUCGUCGCAGCCUGACUCUGGCAUCACCCCAGAUCUGGUGGAUUCCCUGCUCCGUCAGUACCAGGAAAUCCAGAAGCCCCAGCCAGAGCAAGCCAAGAUCUAUCUCUCUGGGUCUAGGGAUGAGCUCAAUGGAUUUCAGCUCCACACCAGGUAUCCAGAGUUCCUGCAGCAACGCUCCCUCCCAAAGCUAAGAAAUCUCUUCUCUCUAUCCCUAGAGCAUUCUGAUCGAAUCCAUGAUUUCCUGACUGCCUGCACCACCUAUAUAUUCGCCAAAGGCCAGAAGAUCAUCCCUCUCCUUUCUCGCCAUGUUCGAUGCCUUCUCAAUAGUUUUGACAUUGAGCAUGUGACUCUGCGCCCUUUCAAACCCCUCCAGGAGGCAGCCAGUGCCCAGAAAUAUGCCCGCGUGCUUCACAGCUUUCUCGUUUUUCUGUUGGAGAGCUAUCCCUACCAGAUCACAUGGUCAAGGCGGGGGAUUCAGGAGCUCAAGGACCUGCUACUAUCCCCCACCCUAGCGGAAGAGGAUGAGGAGGCACCAAAGGCCUCAGGCCCCUUGCAGGCAGGCAGUGCCCGUGCCUAUAUUGGUGAUGACCUUGAUGGUGAGAAUGAUGAAGAGGAUGAGAUCGAUCUGGCCCUGGACCUAGGGGGGGAUGAUGGUGAGGAAGAUCUUGAGGACUCUGGUGUUCUCGAGAAGCUCGAGCGGCAGGCCUGGCAGGCCACCAGUGGUUUUCAAUUCACUCAGGCGGCAGUGCACGAAGGGGUGGCUCUCAUUGAAAAGCUCCUCAUUGACCUGGUCACCAGGCAUGAGUCAUAUGACAUGAAGGGCCCUAUCUACGCGUUCCUGGCCUGUUUCAGUAUUCACUACCAGGAGGUGACCUUCAAGCGAAUUGACCGCAUCAGCCAGUCCUACUCUGCCGUUAUCUACGCCAUGCAGCUGGUCGCCAUCAACCACCAUUGGACCCCAUGGAUCCGGAGGAUCCUUGAAGCGAAAGAGGAUGGGCAGGACCAAGCGCUGGCUAAUGCGGCCCCAUUUCAUGCUGUCUUCGGCCCCUGGCUGCAGACCUACUUCAAGCACCAGUCUUUGACUUCAGCCAGCGGCAGACCGCUGCCUCAGGCUCCCCAGGCCACAGCCAAGACCCCCCAAGGCCUAUCUACCAGCUCCUUUCCUCUCAACCAGCCCUGCCUGCGCUUCUGGUGGCAGAGAUCUGCCUCUUCACCAUCCCCUAAGAUCCCUAUUGGUCAGUUCAAUGCAUUCAUGGGCUCCACAACCCCCACAUUCACUCCAAUCGACCCCAAUGUCACUGAAGGCAUUCCCGAUGGUGACCCGCGCCUGGCCGAGCUGGAACCAGGCCAGCGACUGCGACUGCUUGCACACCAGCCAUUCCCUCAAACCCCUAGGGGCCUUCAAGCACCAGACCUCCUGCUUGGGCUCUUUCAAGAAUUCAUGGGAACGCCUCAGGCUGAAUUUCGAAGCGCAGAACAGCGUGAGUGCCUCUACCAUCUGCUGAAGCCAACCCCAUUCCUUCUCAUGGCAUUACCAACUGCUGGAGGCAAGACCACCCUGUUUCUGCUUGCUGCAAGCCUUGCCUGGGCGCAUACUACUGUCCUGGUGGUUCCCCUUGUUUCAUUGAAGCUGAACCUGCAAUCUAAGCUUCAAAACCUAGGUCUGCCAUGGGUGAAUUGGGAGGAUCAGCAUGAGGAGACCCCUCCUACCCGGCUAGUGCUAGUAUCCAUUGAGUCUGCUGUCAGCCAGGUCUUCAUUAACUGGGCCAUGCAGCUCUACCACCAAAACGCCCUGGACCGCAUUAUUUUUGAUGAGGCCCAUCUCAUCCCCCUGGCCCGCAGCUAUCGGGGGGUGAUGAAUGAUGUAAACCGCCUGAGCCAGAUCCCAGUCCCCAAAGUCUUUGCCUCGGCCACCAUGACCCAGCCUGCCCUGGACCAGCUCCGCCACCAAUUCCUCCUGCCAGCCCACCUUCCCCUGGUGGUCCGUGGUGAUAUCAACCGCCCUGACAUUCACUAUCUGGUCCAAGCACACCCCCCUAGGCUCUCUGGCGCCCGCCGCUUCCAAUAUCUUUUGAACCUGAUCCGUGAUGCACGCCAGGCCGGGCAGAUCCCCCCUAGGGGUCAGGUGAUCAUCUACCUUCCCUAUAAGGGCAUGGUGGAGGAGUUCCAUCAGGCCUAUCCCCAGGAGACAGCCUAUUUCCAUGCCAGCAUGCCAGAGGAAGACAAGACAAGGCAGGUGGAGAGCUUUGACCAAGGGCAGAAGCUCGUGCUCCUUGGGACAGCUGCCAUCGGGGAAGGAUAUGACUUUGCUCAUACUGCCAUGGUCAUUCACUGGGGGACCAGGUGGGGCAUCAGCCAGUUCCUUCAAGCUACAGGGCGUGCGGCGCGGGGUGCUGGGGAGAUUGGCUGGUCAUAUGCCAUCAUCCCCCCCCUCUCUCAGCCAUUCCCAGCGCCGGCGGAUCUGGAGGAACAGUUUUUCCAUGAGUAUCUGCAGGCACAGGUCUGCCGGCGGUCCCUAAUCAAUAGGGAAUUCAAUGGUCGGGCUACCCAGGGGUGUUUGGCGCAUGAGAAGGCAUGUGACCUGUGCCAGGCCCGGCAGGGAGAGCUCCAGGCAGUUGCUACCCAGGCUAGGGCAGUCCUCAGGGAGGGUGACGGCCUUAGGCGAAAGCUGACUGCCUAUGUGGAAUUUUUCCUCAAAGGAAAUAUCUGCCUUGGGUGUGAGCUUGAUUCAUGCUGUGAGUAUCUAUCUACUAUCUUUCUAUCUAUCUACUAUCUAUCUACUAACUGA
Monascus purpureus is the source of this 3526-nucleotide messenger RNA. The record is from the annotation of a GenBank genome assembly. Lineage: Eukaryota; Fungi; Ascomycota; Eurotiomycetes; Eurotiales; Aspergillaceae.